AAACACAGAACGCUAGUACUUCAUGUAAUGUUUUGCUUUGUUGGCUUCUCAAAAACUAGCUUAGCUCAAAAAACUAGCUGUCCUAGCUACUUCUAAAUAUUGAAUAAAAUAAAACAUUUUGAAAAUUUGGUCCAGUUGAACCAUGGCCCAUCUUUUGGGUCGCCAGGACUGUGUGGACAGUCUCCGGAGAGAUCUUAUUGAUUUACAAGGAGCGGUUCUGGACGUGUUCUCCAGGACUGGACCUGUUCGUUUCACUUCGUGGAAGUUCCCUGACAAACUUUCCUGUAAUCUGGACUUGGUCAGUCUUCUCGAGCAGUACGACUAUGUGGAAGGCGAGACAGAGAUCAACCAGCUCUCACACAUCGUCCUGUUAGAGCUGGUGAUCGACAGAUUAAUGCUCCUUUUGCAGAGUUUUAAUGCCUAUGUAGAACUGACCUCAGGUCAGCAGAGAGCAGGGCGUUCUGGCCAGAGUGGUCCAUCUGUAUCUCUUGGCCCAGUGGUGAAACGCUACUGGAACAGCUUAGUCCAGUUCAGUAACCAGCAGCAACAAGGGAGACGCAGUGGUGUGUGUAGCCAGGACUCGUCCUUCCCUGAGGAUCAGCACAGCACCUCACUCACUCACGCCUCACACACUCACACCUCACACACUCACGCCUCACACCCGGCCACAGACCCCAUCGCCCGUCUCUGUAACACCACCCCGGGUGCUUCAGCCUCGCCACUCCACAGUACAGCGCCGACCUCCACCACCUCCAGCGUCCUUAAGGCUGGUGCACCGCGGCCUGCUGCCCACAGGACAGUGCCCGCUGUUGGUCCUACGCCUGUGACCUACAGCGUGAGCUGUCAGACGGCGGAGUCUGGCCCGGUGCCCUGUGAAGCCUGUGCCCGCGUGCAGGCCGGCCUGAAGGAGACGGCCGAGGUAGUGGCAGCACUGUGCCGGUCCCUGGGCCUGCCCUGCUCCCUGCAGCACCUCCUGGUGGCCAUGGAGGACACACUGCAGCUGGGCCGUCUCUCUGCGAGUGACGUGGCCCUGUGGGUUUCAGAGCAGCGUAGAGACACAGACCACCUCAGUAAACACAUGGCUGAGGUUCGAGGCAUAAUGGAGUCCCUCAGAGAGAGACUGAGGAAAAUGGAGGAGGAUCGAGACAAGCUCAGGUUGCAGCUGGAGCGAGAGGAGGAGCUGGUGAAGCGAGAGAGGGAGGAGAGGAGGAGGAAGGAGGAGGAGUGCGAGCGCAGACUGCAGGAGGUGAAGGCCAGGGGAGAGGAGGUGGAGCGCGGACUGCAGGAGGAGCAGAACGAGCUGAGGAGAGAAGCCACGGCUUUAGAGAAGAAGAUCUCGGAGCUGACAAGAGAAUUGGAGUUGAAGAGAGAAACACAUCAGUGUCUUGAGUGUGAGAGGGACUCCCUGAUGGAGGAAGUGCACAGGCUUCACCUACAGGAAGUGACAUGGGUUGAGGUGGAGGAGAAAAGUCAGGGCCUGGAGGCGGAGCUUAGCAGCACACAGAAGCUUCUGGACAAGGAGUGUGCAAAGUACCUGAGCGCCCAGCACCAACAGGAGGCGAUGCAGGUGAAACAGUGUGCUCUGCUGGGGCGUGUGGAUGUGUUAGUGCAGCAGUAUGAAGACGUGCAGUCUCGUCUGGAGGAGUGUGAGGGCGAGAGAGCUGAGCUGACUGAGAAACUCACACACACCACGCAACAGAGAGAUACACUACAGGAACAACUCACCAAGCACACGGGUCAGUGUCACUCCCUGACUGAGGACAGACAGCAGCUGCAGGUCCAGGUGCGUGAGCUCCAGGCCACCGUGACCCAGCUGACUGACCAAUUACAACAUGCGGCUCAGAGAGAGAGGAUACUUGUGGCCUUCCCUGAACUUAGUGUCCAACAGCCAGCACCACAGAGUACAGGUGAUGUGUUGUGUGACAUGGAGCAGCAGUUGAAGGCGAACACACUGAGGAUCAGAGUUCUGGAGCAGGAGAACGCGUCUCUGAACGCCAGCCUCUCUAAACUCAGAGACGUCCUCCCUCACUGCCAGAGCAGAGGAGACCCUUUGGGACAUCCCAGUGUGGGGGCGGGGCCAGGACAGAGGGAGCCCCGCCCCUCCAACUCCUCCCUCUCCUCAUCCCCUCUCUCUACCCUGCGCCUCCACCUCAGUCCUGACAUGGCAGAGAUGUAUAACAGGAUACGACCAGUCAUUCGCUCUCGUUCCGCUGCUCCGCACCACAGGAGGAAGUGAUGUCACACCUCUGUGCAAGCCACUAGCCUCUCUAGACACAUGUGUGCCACAUUAAGCCACAAUUAGACUACACGAAUUAUAAACAGAGAAUGCUGGGAACUGUUGCUGUUCACAAGUGGUCAAGAACACAUAUAAAAUCAUCAUGACUGCACUCUAAUCUCUGAUUUAAAAAAGUAAAAUUGUGUUUUAAAAAUACUUUUUUGGGGGGCUAGAAAU
Molecule: messenger RNA, 2452 nt
Organism: Electrophorus electricus (electric eel)
Lineage: Eukaryota; Metazoa; Chordata; Actinopteri; Gymnotiformes; Gymnotidae
Gene: ccdc157
Product: coiled-coil domain containing 157
Source: RefSeq, a predicted model, not a curated record